Molecule: messenger RNA, 1064 nt
Organism: Dermatophagoides pteronyssinus (European house dust mite)
Lineage: Eukaryota; Metazoa; Arthropoda; Arachnida; Sarcoptiformes; Pyroglyphidae
Product: tetraspanin-9-like
Cellular component (GO): plasma membrane
Source: RefSeq, a predicted model, not a curated record
UCUUAUUAUCGAAUGAUCAAUUCAUGAUCACUUUUCAUCAUUAUCAUCAUCAUUAGUGGUAGCUAUUUAAGUUUUUUUUCUGUGUUCAUCAAAUUUUAUUAUAUAAAACGAAGAAGAAAACAAUGCUGAUGAAUUGUACAUUAACAAUAAUGGCAACUGGUUAUACAUUUAUUCGUCGAUUUCUUUGCCUGUUCAACCUGAUCGUAUGGUUGGCUGGAAGUUGUCUAUUAGGAAUCGGAAUAUGGCUAUAUGUAUCAUAUAAUACAUAUGCAAGAAUACUGCCAUCAUAUCAUCUUUUAUCGGCUGAUAAUCUUGCCCUAUUUAUUGGUACAAUAACAUUUUUAGUUGCUUUUUGUGGUUGUUGUGGAUCAUGGUUUCAAAGUAAAUGUUUAUUGACCGUUUACUUAAGUUCAAUCAUAUUUAUAAUGAUUGUAGAAAUAUUUAUCGGUAUUUUAUGUUUUAUAUUUCAAACACAAAUAUCACAAACAUUACAAAGUGAAUUAUUGAAUGGUAUACAGCAUCGAUAUUCAUUAAAUAAUACUAAUGGUAUACAAUCAACAUGGGAUCAUAUACAAACCAAUUUUCAUUGUUGUGGUGUUAAUAAUUACACUGAUUGGUAUCAGAUUAAUGCAUGGCCAGAUAAAUUACGUGUACCAAAUAGUUGUUGUCGUCCAAACAACAAUGCUACAUUUAAUAAUGAUGAUAAUGUUUGUGGUUUUGAUGCUGAAUCCGAUCUAAAAUACAUUUGGAAAUAUGGUUGUUUACAAAAAAUUCAUCAUUAUUUAUUAACAAAUAUUCAUAGUGUUGGUAUUACAUCAAUAAUAUUUGCAUUCAUUCAAUUUAUGGCAUUAGUAUCGGCAUUUUUGGUCAUCUUUACAAUGGGAUAUAAAAAAGAUAAAAGAAAACAACGUUAUAUUACUAAUACCAAUACUAAUCGAGCCGCUUAUAAUCGUAUUCGAAUGUAAACAAAAAAAAACAAAACAAAGAAAUUUGAUCCAUCUUCUGUAUUUAUAUUUAUCAAUAUAAAAUGUAUUUUAUUUUAUUUCAAUUAUUCCGGGAAUAAA